AUGAGUGUAAUCUAUGAAAUCAUUACUAGAAGUGGUAAACGAGAGGACUUUUCCGAAGACAAUUUAUUGGACUAUUUAAAGUCUCUUUCUACUGGCCUAGAUAACACCUUUAUUAACCUUCCUGAACUUACUAGGAAGGUUGCAGCAGGAGUAGCCCCUGGAAUGACUACAGAAGAGAUAGGAACACUAGCCGCUGAAACUGCAGCAGAUAUGACAACACAUCAUCCUGACUAUGCCCAUUUAGCCGGUCGUAUUGCAGUCAAUCUAAUUCAAAGAAAUGCCCCAGAGACUUUCUCAGCUGCUAUGGCUGAGUUAUUCAUGCACACCAACUCGACUGGUGAACGGGUGCAGAUAGUGACUGAUGAGUUAUACGAAAUUGUUAUGAAAAACAAGGAAAGAUUAGAUAGUGCUAUUGUGCACAGUCGAGAUCUAGAUUUCUCUUACUUUGGUAUCAAAACAUUAGAAAGAUCUUAUCUUUUACGGGCCAAUCGUAAAGUUGUGGAAACACCCCAAUAUCUUUGGAUGCGGGUUAGUAUUGGUAUUCAUGGGGCUGAUAUAGAUGCAGCCAUUGAAACUUAUACACUUAUGUCUACUAAGCAUUUUAUUCAUGCUACACCUACUCUCUUCAAUAGUGGUACUAUUUCUUCCCAAUUAUCUAGUUGUUUCUUACUAGCUAUGAAAGGCGAUUCAAUUGAUGGUAUAUUUAGUAGUUUAAAGGACUGUGCUAUGAUUUCUAAGCAAGCAGGUGGGAUUGGUAUCAAUAUUCAUAACAUUCGAGCGACUAAUUCCUAUAUCAAAGGAACUUUUGGGUACUCCAAUGGAAUUGUACCCAUGCUAAGAGUCUUUGAUGCCACGUCUAAGUACGUAGACCAGGGCGGGAAUAAGCGGCCCGGGUCAAUUGUAGUCUAUUUAGAACCCUGGCAUGCAGAUGUCUUUGAGUUUAUUGAACUAAGAAAGAAUACGGGUAAGGAUGAAAUGCGAGCUAGAAACCUCUUUUUAGCCCUUUGGAUUCCUGAUCUGUUCAUGCGCCGAGUGGAAGAGGAUGGUAUGUGGUCUCUUUUCUGUCCUAAUGAAGUACAGGGCUUACAUGAAGUUUAUGGAGCUGAAUUCGACCGGCGAUAUGAAGCAGCAGAAGCAGCUGGUAAGGCCCGACGUCAAAUUGAAGCGCGUAAAUUAUGGCGAGCCGUUUUAGAAGCCCAAAUUGAAACGGGUGUCCCUUACAUUCUUUAUAAGGACAGUUGUAAUGCCAAGAGUAACCAGAAGAACUUAGGAACAAUUAAGGGUAGUAAUCUUUGUGCUGAGAUUGUUGAGUAUACUAGUUCAGAGGAAACAGCCGUUUGUAACUUAGCUUCAAUCGCUCUACCUACUCAUUUGAAAGAUGGAGUGAUGGACUUUUCUCUUUUGAAGAGUACAGCUAAAACAGCUAUCAAAAACCUUAACAAAAUCAUUGAAGUUAACAACUAUCCUAUUCCCGAAGCUAAAAACUCUAAUUUACGUCAUCGGCCGGUCGGUCUAGGUGUCCAGGGUUUAGCUGAUGUUUAUAUUCGAUUGGGCCUGCCUUUUGAGUCGGAUGCAGCUCGGGCUUUAAAUGUGGAGAUCUUUGAAACGAUUUAUUACGGUGCUUUGGAAGCUUCAGCUGAACUAGCUGCUCGGGAUGGAGCUUAUGCUUCUUUUGCAGGUAGUCCGGCUAGUGAAGGUAUUUUACAGUAUGAUAUGUGGGAUGUUAAACCGACGAAUCGUUGGGACUGGGAAGGACUUAAGAGUAAAAUCAAGAGUACUGGACUUAGAAACAGUUUACUGAUUGCUCUUAUGCCAACGGCUUCUACUUCGCAGAUUCUUGGGUUUAAUGAGUGCUUUGAAGGAGUAACUAGUAAUAUUUACAACCGAAGAACACUUUCGGGUGAAUUCCAGGUGGUUAAUUCGUACUUAGUUAAGGACUUAGCAGAUUUAGGACUUUGGGGACCGGAAAUGCGUAAUCUGAUUGUUGAUCGGGAAGGAUCUAUUCAAGCAAUUCCUAGUAUUCCUGACCAUCUUAAGCAGCUUUACAAGACGGUUUGGGAGAUCAAGCAACGAGCUGUGAUUGAUCAGGCGGCCGAUCGUGGAGCUUUUGUUGACCAAAGUCAGUCCAUGAACAUUCACAUGGCAGCGCCAACCUUCUCACAACUCAAUGGGAUGCAUUUCUAUGGGUGGCGACGUGGACUUAAAACCGGUGUGUACUAUCUUCGCACAAACCCAGCGCAAGCCCCUAUCAAGUUUACAGUUGAUAAAGAAGCCGCACGAGCCUACAUGGAAGGCCAAUCGACCACUCCCGCCACUUGCUCACUCGAUCCCGAUUGCAUGAGCUGUGGCAGUUAA
Messenger RNA from Nematocida homosporus, 2355 nucleotides. RefSeq names its product ribonucleoside-diphosphate reductase subunit M1. Gene Ontology annotation, cellular component: ribonucleoside-diphosphate reductase complex. Gene Ontology annotation, molecular function: ATP binding; ribonucleoside-diphosphate reductase activity, thioredoxin disulfide as acceptor. Lineage: Eukaryota; Fungi; Microsporidia. Bases 1 to 2355 code for a protein of 784 amino acids. Gene Ontology annotation, biological process: DNA replication; deoxyribonucleotide biosynthetic process. The transcript has a single exon. The record is from RefSeq and is a predicted model, not a curated record.